CCAAAGAGAAGUGGCGCCAGUUUCCCGACGGUGAGGCAUUGGCGCAUGCGCCCUAGCCUCCUUAUUGCCUGGCUCAUUUCAACGCAAUGGCGUCCGCGCUGCUGCAGCCUUUGUUCCUCCAGGCUUCCCGCCGUUUUCUAGCUGCCGCUUCUGGACACGUCGCGCUUCGCUUUCAGCCGCGCCGAGAUAACAAGCGCUGGGUCCAAGCUUACUUGCUGCAGCAGCGGGCGCUGGAGGUCCCAACGCGCCGCUCUGAAAAACCUAAUUGGGAUUACCAUGCAGAAAUACAAGCAUUUAGUCACCGACUGCAUGAGAAGUUUUCCUUGAAUCUCCUCAAAACUGCCUUUAUUAAUCAAUGUUACAUUAAAAAUGAAGAAACCAGACGCAAAAUGCUGGGACUAGAAAAGGAAGACAUUGCUCUUAAUCUCAAGGAUAAUCAGCAACUUUCUGAGCAGGGCGCCUCUUUUUCGCGCUCUUAUCUCACAGAAUGCCUUGAAAAGGCCUUUCCAAAAAUGCCACCUGCUGGCAUUGAGGCUAUUAUUAACUUUCUCACUGGUGAAGAAUUAGUAUUUUAUAUAGCCAAAAACUUGUCAUUACAUGACUUGACACUUUGUGCAGAAUUUCCUGUGCCAUCUAAUGUGCUUCAACGAACUUUCUUUGCUGUAAUAGGAGCAUUGCUUCAAAGUAGUGGCCCUCAGAGAACGGAGUUAUUUAUCAGGGACUUCCUCAUUCCUCAGCUGAUAGGAAAAGACCUUUUUGAACUUUGGAAUGUAGUAAAUCCUAUGGGCUUGCUGAUGGAAGAACUGACCAAAAGGAAUAUGUCUGCUCCAGAGCCAAGACUAACAAGACAGUCGGGAGCUAGCACUGCCUUGCCGUUGUACUUUGUUGGAUUGUACUGUGAUAAAAAGCUUCUGGCAGAAGGCACCGGUGAGACAAUAUUGGCUGCUGAAGAAGAAGCUUCCCGUGUGGCCCUCCGGAAACUUUAUGAGUUUACUGAGAAUAGGCGACCCUGGGACUAUUCUUCUCCAAAGUGGGAGCGGAGAGCAGAAAAGUUCCUUAGCAGCAAUUAGGCAGAAAAGUUUGCUCCUUCUUUGUGUACAGAUCAUGUUCCAAAAUAAUGAUGAUUUUAGAGAAGCUGUAUUUGCUUUAGUUUAAAAAACACAUUUCCUUUAAUAGGAAAUAAAACUAGGACAGAGAAAGUCUUUUGUUAAGAAAUAAAGAACUUUGGAGAGCGAUCAUUUUGACAAACACCAUCGUGCUUUUUAUUAGGAUAUAAAGCCCUUAAUCAGGAAGCUUGACCCUUAGAAAUACAUGAUGAAACAGCUGUUAUCCAUGAACACUGUAAAAAAGCAAGCAACUGAAAGUAUGAAGAAUAAUCACUCUCAAGUUUUGCACAGUGUGUUGAAUGUUAGCUCAAUUGAGACUUGAGUUGCAAAAUCAUAUGGUAACAAGAUGAAAAGCUAUGAUGUGAAACUUUGGUCUAAUUUAAGGCAAUACAAUGUUUCAUAUCCCACUGUGGAAUAAAGAAUGUAUAGCUUUA
Messenger RNA from Heteronotia binoei (common prickly gecko), 1540 nucleotides. It is a transcript of the gene MRPL44, whose product is annotated as mitochondrial ribosomal protein L44. Gene Ontology annotation, cellular component: nucleus. Gene Ontology annotation, biological process: rRNA processing; regulation of gene expression; primary miRNA processing. The transcript has 4 exons. Bases 87 to 1070 code for a protein of 327 amino acids. The record is from RefSeq and is a predicted model, not a curated record. NCBI's taxonomy places the organism in Eukaryota, Metazoa, Chordata, Lepidosauria, Squamata, Gekkonidae. Gene Ontology annotation, molecular function: ribonuclease III activity; double-stranded RNA binding.